Salvia hispanica is the source of this 1867-nucleotide messenger RNA. Its product is annotated as monogalactosyldiacylglycerol synthase 2, chloroplastic-like. The record is from RefSeq and is a predicted model, not a curated record. Gene Ontology annotation, biological process: glycolipid biosynthetic process. Lineage: Eukaryota; Viridiplantae; Streptophyta; Magnoliopsida; Lamiales; Lamiaceae. Gene Ontology annotation, molecular function: hexosyltransferase activity.
AAAGAUCCGAAUCUGCCAAUGAACAUUCUUCUACAAAACUGCCAACUUGCUCAUCUAAUGGCUCAUAAUCCCCACCAAAAUAUUCCCUUUUGGCAUAAUUCCAGCAUCACAAAUGGCACCCUUUUCAUUAUUUAACCGAAAAUAGCACCCCCUCUCUCUCAGCAAGUGCUGCUGGGAAGCCAACUCACUGAAUUUCUUAGGGUUCUUGGCUUUGUUCGAUUGUGUUUAAGAUAUAAUAGAGCAUAUAUAUGGUGAUGAAGGCUGCCUCGCCGAGGGAAUCUAUAAACAAGGUGUUUGAGAGGGUUGGGGUGCAUAGAUUUGGUGUUAGGAGCAGCCAAAAGAGGUGUAGACAUGAAUAUGGAGAAGAAGAUGGCACAAUGGAGCUGCAGCAGAUUGGUGCUGAGAGGACCAAGAAUGUGCUGAUUCUCAUGAGUGAUACUGGUGGCGGCCACCGAGCAUCGGCUGAGGCCAUCAAGGAUGCUUUCCGGCUAGAAUACGGGGAUCAAUAUAGGGUUUUCAUCAAGGAUGUGUGGAAAGAGUACACUGGCUGGCCGUUGAAUGACAUGGAACGGCAGUACAAGUUCAUGGUCAAACACGUGCAGCUUUGGAGCCUAGCGUUUCACAGCACCUCCCCAAAAUGGAUACAUUCCGUCUAUCUCGCUGCCAUUGCUGCAUUCUAUGCCAAGGAGGUUGAGGCCGGUCUGAUGGAGUACAAGCCGGAUAUCAUCAUCAGUGUCCAUCCCCUGAUGCAGCACAUCCCGUUGUGGGUGCUCAAAUGGCAAAAACUACACAAGAAAGUGGUCUUUGCUACAGUCAUCACAGACCUCAACACUUGCCAUCGUACAUGGUUUCAUCCAUCCGUGAACAGACUGUACUGCCCCUCGGAGGAGGUGGCAAAGAGGGCUUUGCUUGAUGGUCUCCAAGAGUCUCAAAUCCGCGUUUUUGGCUUGCCCAUUCGACCUUCUUUCGUUCAAGCAGUUUUCUCCAAGGAUGAUUUGAGGAUAGAACUCGAGAUGGACCUGCAGUUGCCGGCUGUUCUGCUGAUGGGGGGCGGAGAAGGCAUGGGGCCGGUUAAGGAAACAGCAAAGGCUCUCUCAGAAGCCCUGUUCGACACAGAACUUGAGAGGCCGAUAGGCCAGCUGAUCAUCAUCUGUGGUCGGAAUGAGACGCUAGCUUCCACGUUGCAAUCACUCGAGUGGAAAAUACCCGUCAAGAUCAGAGGCUUUGAGAAGCAGAUGCAGAAAUGGAUGGGUGCUUGUGACUGCAUUAUCACAAAAGCCGGUCCAGGUACCAUCGCGGAAGCAUUGAUACGAGGCCUUCCCAUUAUACUCAACGACUACAUCCCCGGACAAGAGAAAGGCAAUGUGCCAUACGUGGUCGAGAAUGGGGCAGGCGUGUUCACCAGAAACGCAAAGGAGACUGCAAGGAUAGUGGCUGAGUGGUUCGGGGAGAAGAAGGAGGAGCUCCAUAGGAUGUCGGGAAAUGCUCUGAAACUCGCGCAGCCUAAUGCAGUGUUCGACAUUGUUAGAGACGUGCACGAGCUAGCCUGGCCGAGAGGCACUCUAGCUAGCGCUCCCUAUGUGCUGACACCGUCGCUGUCGAGCUUGAUCUGUUAGAGGAAUUGUUGCAGAAUGUACAGUAUAAUUAAGUUGCAUCAAGAAUGAUGAUAUUCUUUGGUGAUGAAGAAGAAGUUGAUAGGUAAUGUGUGUAGGUGUGGUUUGGGAUAUAUGAGUGUUGUGUACAUUCUUUUAGGAUAGAGUACUUAUUAGAAGAGUUACUGAUUUGUUGAAGUUGGGGGUUCAAUGUUAGCUUCCAUUUAUUCACAAAUUGCUUUCAUCUAUCUUAGUAUUCUAUCAUUACAACACAA